AUGGUCGGCUGCCGACCUACAUCCAGCCGGGAGUUCGAUCUACAACAGUUCCGAAUGACCUACGAGGGUCGCAACGCAGAUCUCUUACACUUUAUUAGCGUUAAAGUUAUCAUGGACACAGAUGCUUCACUCUCUUCAAAGGGGAAGGACGCUAAUGUUGUUGAUGAUGGUUCACUUCCGUCAGAUAUACGGGAGCUUCGUAAUAAGGUCGUAGAGCUCAGAAAUCAAGAAUUAAAAAAGAUACUUGCCACGCGCGAUUCCGUGUUAAAGCACUUGUUCUACAUGAAUUAUAUGUUAAGUAAAUCGGAUACCAUAGAAACGUACACGGAAAUAAUCCACGACGUCAAUGAGAAGGUUGAUCAGGCGAAAUUACGAGAUUUCUUGCAGAUUCACAAGUUGGACUCCGAGAAAAAAAUGGAUUCUGAAAAAAGCGUCAAAUCCAACGACUCGAUAGUUGCCAGUCCAAAUGCUGCAAUUCAAAACGCUCUAGAACAGCCGCAAAACAUUCAACCAACAAAUAGCAAUAAUCAAACGCCCAUCGACCAAACCGCCCAACCGAAGAAACAAAAAAGAGUAUCGCUUCCUCCGGUCGAAAGAAUGGUGACCCGUGCGGCGAGCGGCGCAAUAAACCCCAAAAGCGUAGACGAGAUUCUAAAGGACGCGGAGAGACUGGGCGGUUUUGCUUCUUCCUCGGCUCUUUCAACAUCUCCGACCCCCUUAAAACUAAAUUUGCAGCCAAGGAGACAGUCACAGCAAAGGGCUUCCCCCGUCACGCCGAGAGGUGAAGGGAGACAAGCUGCAAACAACUCCCUAGGAAGAGGUUUCGAAAAUGCUCAAACUCGCAUUAACGACAGAGAAUUGGACGGUUUCGAAAAGGUCGCGCGCGAAGAAGUUAAAAUGGUACGGGUUUUGGAACGCAUUGAUCAAUUAAAGAGCCAAUGCCUAUGGAGCUUUCAACAAAUCGAACCAUUCAGGGAUCCCCCGAGACCUUAUGCUCACCGCGACUACUUGCUUGACGAGAUGAUAUGGAUACAAAAGGAUUUCAAGAAAGAGCGAAAAUGGAAGAUAGCCGCUGCAUUUUAUAUGGCUCGUUGGGUAAUGGAAUGGCAUGAGUGCAAACAUGAUAAGGAUAAAAGAGAAGCAUUGUGCGUCAAAGCACGAAUUCCUCAUAAAAGUUCUCCGAAGCAACAGGUUGAAACUCGCGAAAAUAUACAAGAGGCAUCACCUGAUGGCAUAAUAAACGCAGUCAAUGACGAUAUUAAGUCAGAACCUGUGGAUGAGGCACGUGGUUUGAAUGAACUUCCGACCAAGUGGUCAUCUUCGGAUGAGGUGAUGAUUGACGUUGAAUCGGUAGAUGACGAGACAACCAGGAUCAACACAGAUCAAACAAAGGACAAUGAUGCCAUUAUAAUGCCACCUCCAAUAGCGCCUAGUGUGUUACAGAGUUUGCGACAAAAAGUCACCUCCCUUCCAGCCGAUGCAUUUUUGUGUUGUUUAGAAGGACCGGAUGGUCAAGUUUACGAUGUGGAUUCAAUAUUUCCCGAUUUGCCCACAUACGAGCCACCACGACCGUCUGACAAAGACGUGUAUGUUGACUACAUUCAUUACUCUCGCAUAAUGCCUAUCUCGAAGCGCAUGUAUCGACGUCCGAGGAGUGUGAAGGGUGCACGAAAGAGAUCCAUGAGCGAAGAUACACAAGGCAUAAAGAAAAUUAAAAUUGAGGGCGAUGAUGUGGAAACAUCGGAUGAACAAGACAAUAAGACAUCACUGUUUUCAUCGCAGAGUUCACCGAUUCACGUAAAAGCUCCACGAUCAGACUUGGACACACCUUGCAUUUGGUACCCCGAAGACGACGAGUUGUUGAUGACUCUAGCGAAACAAUUCCAAUAUAAUUGGGAAUUGAUAGCUGACGCAUGGAAUUCUACUCGCGGUGGUAUAACCGGCUUUCCAAGAACACCGUGGACCUGUUACCAGCGAUGGUCCCAAAAAGAAAAUUUAUCACAAUUUAUCAUUAUCCACGAGAAUGAGACUUCAAACGAAAGUUCGAACGAAUUGUUAGCGGGGGACAACGCAAUUGACGCACCAUCAAUAUCCUCAACAGCUGCCGGCCCGUCUACGACGGCGAAUGUUAGAACAAAGAGGGAUAUAAUACCAAAGAAAGUCUCGAAACCAGAGGUCCCAAAAGCACGUCGAAAUUCAAGUUUGCUUGAUGUGAUCAGGAAAUCAGUAAAGAAACGUCAGGAUGCAAUUUUGAAACAAUCACAAAGCAGAAGAACUACCGACCCACCUGUUCCAGUCAUUCAUCCGGUUCUUAGUCCAAUAGAAUUAAGUAAAUUAAAAUCCGAGAACGAGCGUCGGGUUCAAGCGGCUUUAUUGGAGCAACGUCAGGCUGCGGCCCUUGCCUUUCAGUCACAUGUUAGGGCGCCCACAGGAGUUCCUUACAUUGCGCAGGGUAGACCGCCGAUUACCACAUCAAACCAACUUCAAGCAUAUGUAAUGCAACAACAGCGACAGGCGAAUGCUAUAGCGGUCCAACGUCAUCCCACCCAACAGAUUGCUCCCACAAUGGCUCAACAAUCAUUCUAUAAUAAUGUUCGAAUUCAACAAGCACAACGUGCACAACACAUGUUACAAGGUACCCAAACACCGUCACACCAAAAUCAACAAUCAAUCUCCCAGCAACACCAACAAAUCGGACAGCAAUCGCCGCAACCUCCUCCAUCGCAACAAGCAGCAAUACAAUCACAGACCCCCCAAACCUCGCAACAAUCACAACAGACUACUCAACAACAAUGA
Molecule: messenger RNA, 2796 nt
Organism: Acaulospora colombiana
Lineage: Eukaryota; Fungi; Glomeromycota; Glomeromycetes; Diversisporales; Acaulosporaceae
Source: the annotation of a GenBank genome assembly